CAUUCCUGACGUUUUGAUUAUGAGGAAGUGACAUGUUUCGUCGUCGAUUGUUUGGUACAGCAUCGAAAGUUUAGUUUCUUGUCUUUCAUUUUUUCUAUUUACAUUUCGAUCACAUAGUUUUGAAAAACAUUACAUAAUGAGUAAAAUUUCCAAGUUUUUCAAAGUAGGGUCGACUUCGAAAAACCAAGGUCCGACCCCACAAGAGGCGAUUCACAAACUCAGGGAGACUGAGGAAAUGCUAACUAAAAAACAGGAGUACCUGGAAAAUAGAAUACAACAAGAGCUAGUCACUGCUAAAAAGCACGGUACCAAGAAUAAAAGAGCUGCUUUACAGGCACUAAAACGAAAAAAGAGAUUCGAGCAGCAGCUGUCUCAGAUUGAUGGAACAAUUUCUACCAUCGAAUUCCAGAGAGAAGCGUUGGAGAAUGCAAACACAAAUACAGAAGUGUUGAAGAAUAUGGGAUAUGCAGCUAAAGCCAUUAAAGGAGCUCAUGAGAACAUGGACUUGGAUAAAAUUGAUUCGCUUAUGCAGGACAUUACUGAGCAGCAAGAUGUUGCACAAGAAAUCUCAGACGCCAUCUCCCGACCAGUUGGAUUUGGGGAGCAAUAUGAUGAGGAUGAGCUGCUGGCUGAGCUGGAGGAGUUGGAACAGGAGGAACUUGACCAGAACAUGGUUAGCAUGGGAGGACUGCCCAGUGUUCCAUCAGCAUCUCUGCCAUCUAGGCCAGUUUCCAAGAAGAAGGUGGAUGUUAAUGACGACCUUGACAUGGAACAGCUGGCAGCCUGGGCAACAUAAUUUGUUUAAAAAAAUAUUUACAUGUUUACUUACAAAAGACUACGUUUUAGAUUUCAGUAUACUGAACAUGUUCUAGUAUUGUGGGUUUUUUACUUUGUAUUGAGGUGCUUGUGGGGAUUUUGUUUUUUUACAGUUUUUCUGGAGUGAAAAAACUGUAUAUAUAUAUAUAUAUAUAUAUAUAUAUAUAUAUAUAUAUAUAUAUAUAUAUAUAUAUAUAUAUAUAUAUAUAUCUUUAAACACUAAGUGCUUUUUUUCUAAGCUUGUAAUCAAGACAAAAACCCAGCAUUCAUUGACACCAGAGGGCCUGGUGACUUAGUAACUAUAAUAUUACAACCAGAUAUUGUUAAAAGGGUGUAAUUGUUCUUUACUGUUGGAUUAGCCAACGAUAAACCUACUCUGCACUGCAUUUUAAUUAUUGAAGGUCUUAUAUCACUUUCAAGGUUGUGUUGCACAUGAAUUAUAGGACAUGCUUCUGAAGAUGUACAGCAUGACGCCAGCAUGUCUCCUAAGAUUGGGAGAUAGUUUGUAUUUAAUUAAUUCGCCAUUGAAGUGACUGUUGUGGGGUUGUAUGAAAAACAUCUUGCUCAGAUCUCAUUCUUACUCCAAGAUCACAAAAUUACGCUAAAUAAUGUGCUGAACAAUGUAUUUCUUAUUACAGGUGAUUUCCUCUUUAAAUGCAAUGUAAUAAUAUAUCAAAUGCAUUGUGAUUAUUAACUCUUGUUGCACCACUUUGUACUGCUUUUAAAAAAAAAACUUGUAAGGACAAUCAUCAGAAGAAGGCAUUGUACCUGUAAAUGUUUCUGCAUGAAUUUCUUGACAAUAUAUGGCCAUCAUUUGCUUUGAA
Messenger RNA from Polyodon spathula (Mississippi paddlefish), 1640 nucleotides. RefSeq names its product charged multivesicular body protein 4c-like. The coding region runs from base 137 to 796 and encodes 219 amino acids. Gene Ontology annotation, cellular component: cytoplasmic side of plasma membrane; ESCRT III complex; multivesicular body. The transcript has 5 exons. The record is from RefSeq and is a predicted model, not a curated record. NCBI's taxonomy places the organism in Eukaryota, Metazoa, Chordata, Actinopteri, Acipenseriformes, Polyodontidae. Gene Ontology annotation, biological process: late endosome to vacuole transport via multivesicular body sorting pathway; vesicle budding from membrane.